Messenger RNA from Neurospora hispaniola, 936 nucleotides. RefSeq lists its product as uncharacterized. Gene Ontology annotation, biological process: regulation of signal transduction. The transcript has 2 exons. Gene Ontology annotation, molecular function: protein phosphatase inhibitor activity. Bases 1 to 936 code for a protein of 311 amino acids. The record is from RefSeq and is a predicted model, not a curated record. Lineage: Eukaryota; Fungi; Ascomycota; Sordariomycetes; Sordariales; Sordariaceae.
AUGUCAACCAUCAUGGCAUCGUCACCUACACACACUCCGCCGCCCUCCACGGUCCCGCGGCCAAAGGGUAUUCUCAAGAACUCGUACCGUAAUUCUCCGCCCGCGGGCCCAACUUCCCCCCUCGACACCCACCACCAUGAUGCGGCUCACCCUCCGCCACUUAUCCACAUGCCCUCUUCCGCCAAGGAGGCCAAAGAAAUCACCAUCAUGAACACUCAGAUCAAUGCCGGACCCCGCCGCUCCUCGUCUGUCGCCGGAUCGCGGCCUGGCCUCAGUGGUUCUCGCCGUUCGACAACGCCCAGCCACCACGGCGACGAAGACUCGACGGAGCAAGGCCAGCGCCUCAAGUGGGACGAGGCGAACCUCUACCUCACGGAGCAAGAGCGGUCCAGCACCAUGAAGAUUGACGAGCCCAAGACGCCCUAUGCCAAGCACUACGACCCCGCCGAGGACCCAUCGGACGACGACGAGGAAGUCCCAGAAGCCAUCGACCCUAACAAGAUCGACAUGGAUCGCGUGGAUGGCCUGUCGCCUCUUCCUAGGCAGAACAAGCGCAGGCACGGCAACAUUGACGACGAGAUCCCUGGCCUCUCGCUCGGCGAGCCUGAGGAGGCGGUGCCUGAGGCCGGCUUCCCUUUUGGCAAGGGCGCUACUGCCCAUUCCGAAGAUGGCGGCUCCCCCAAGCGUCCUAGAGCUGUGCACGUUGAUAGCAACGGCAGCGGCCAUGAUCCCGAUGAUGAACUGGUCGGCCUCAGCGCCGAAGAGAGAGAGAAGCAUCGCAAGUUUGAGGAGAUGCGCAAGAAGCACUACGAGAUGAAGAGCGUGGCGUCGCUACUUGGUCACCCUGAGAAUCUGGAAGAUGAGGACGAAGAAGAUGAGGAUGAGGAGAUCCCUGAGGUGCCGGCUCUCCCGACAAGGUCCAAUGGAUCGUCGUAG